AUGAAUAAUUAACAAACAAUUUCAAAUAACUUAAUGGAAGAAUAAGUAGUAGAGGAUCAAUCAUAUGAAUAGGAAGAGGAUGAAGAUUUAGAAUAAUAUACUCAGCAAUAAAACCUAAAAUAGUUAUUAAAGAACUCAGGUAUUUCAAAAAAACUCAAUAAUUUUUAGAUUCUUUUAUGUAACAGAUCAAUUAAUUGAAUGAAUAGUCAAUUGUUAAAAUAAAAUAAUAGAAAUACAAGGAGGCUUUAAAAUUAUUAUAAUAAUCUGAAUAGAUGUUAGAAGUAUAAUAGAUUUUAAUAAAUAUAGUUUGCUGCAAGUUGUGGUAAAGUCAUUGACAGGAACCUUAUUAUAAUAAUAUUAUAUAAUUAAGCUUGUACUUAUUAAUGGUAAAAAGUAUGUUUUUAUUAUAAGUUAAUGGGUUUUAGAUAAAUGUUCUAAAUAUUUAGAUAGUGUUAUCUAUAAUAUGGAAUUAGCAAUUAAAGAGGAUGAAUAAGAUUUAGAGAAUUUUGUUAGUGUUUAAGAAAAAUAAGCAUAAUUAGUGAAGAGAUAAACAUUUUUAGCCAAAGCUUAUUUACAAUAUACAGCAAUUUUAAGCCAAAUGGGAAAGUAAUUGAAAAAGAAUAAUUGAUAGGCAUAAUAAAGCACUUAUCAAUUCAUAAAAAGCAGCCUCGAUUAUGAGAGAGUUGUUUAAGAUAGCGAAUUAAUUCUGUUAAUAAUGGUUGCAGAGUAAUGGAUCUUCAGGGACUGCCACUACUUCUUAAUCAAAUAUUUCAAUUAGAAGCAAUCAAUAAGAAUAAUAAUAAUUAGAUUAACAUAAAUAGAAGAGAGGCCAAAAGUAUAGGAUGAAGGAUGAAAUUGAAUUUAGUAGAUUAGUAAUUGAUGGAGCAUAAGAUAUAUUAAAGGAUAUGAUAAAAUAAGUUGAUCUUGAAAAAAUUCCUGUUAAUGAAAAAUAAUUAUUAAAAGAGGCUAAAAAGUAAUUAUAUUAUUGGAGAAAUAAUCCAGAAAAUAAUGAAAAACAUUUAAGAAAAGAAUUGAAAUUAGUAUCUUAGAAUGAAGAAUAUAGAUCAUUAUUGGGAAUUCAAAAUAUAGCAGAAUGGAUUAAGAAUUUUAAUAUUGGAUCUAUAAUGCAUAUGGCACCUUAAAUUUAUGAUGAUUUUACACAAUUUGGUGAAAUGAUUUAUGAAUUAGCAAAAAGAUAAAUUUUAGAAAAAGUAAUCUAUUUUUCUAUUUCAUAUUUUACUAUAGCUACUGAAUUAAGAUUUAUAGAAUUAGAAAAAGCUAAAUAAAUGGGUUUGAAAGAAGAUAAAAUAGAUACUGAAGAAUUUAAAUUAAGUGAGUUAUAUCACUUAAAAUCUAUUGAAAUAGCUUGUCGUCAUAUAACAACUUAAUCUCCUUAUAUUAGUCAUCUAAUUACUAGUUAUCAUAAACAUUAUAAUAUUAAUUUAGAUAUAAUAAAAGAAGAAUCUAUAUUAUCUAAUAUUUCUGAAAAAUAAAGUAUUGUUAAUCAAGAAAGUAUUUAAACUUAAAAAUAAAAUUAAAUAUUAUAGAUACAAAUUAAUAAUGAUAAUAAAAAUAUUAUUAAAUAAGAUUAAUCUCCUAAAUUAACUAAUAAUUUCAUUACUAAAUUUUUGAAUUCUAGAUCUCCACCAAAAACAUAAUAGUAAUCUAAAAUUAAAAAUAUAAUUAAAAAUUAAGCUGAUUUGAUUGAAUAAAUGAUUAAUUAGAAAAGAGGAUCUGAUUACUCACCUUCUAAUUAAUAAAAUAAUCAUAUAAAUUAAGGAUAAUUAGAUUUUAGUAUGUAUCUUAAGAAAUACUCUAAUCCUUGUAAUACUAGUAAUAGCAAUAUCAAUUCAACUUAAGAUUUCAUUAAUAGUACCAUGACUAUUUAAUUGUAGCCUCAUAAGAAUAAUCCUAAUUUCAGAUCAAAUCCUAUUUAAUAAUAAAGUCCUACAAAUAACAGUGGUUAAUUAAAAUCCUUACUUUCUGAUGUAUGUAGAACUGAGAGAUAGAAUGGAAUUGAUAAAUAAAAUUCACAUACUCCAAUUAGUUAUAGAGUAAAUAACAGAUCUCCUGAUUCAUCUUAUAUCAAUUCUUAAAAACUAAAAUAAUAGUAAUUACAUUUAAAUAAAACUCCAUAAAAUCGACCUAGAACUAAUACAGAAUAAUAGUAACCAUGUACUCAAUAUAUAAAUUAUAGGUUUUCCAUUUAAAUUUGAGACUAUUCAAUUGUUACUGAAGAAUAAAGGAAACAUUUCAAAAUAAAAGUGA
Paramecium primaurelia is the source of this 2268-nucleotide messenger RNA. NCBI's taxonomy places the organism in Eukaryota, Ciliophora, Oligohymenophorea, Peniculida, Parameciidae. The record is from the annotation of a GenBank genome assembly.